AUGAGCGUUAUGUCAUGGAAUUGCCAAUAUGCUCUUAAAUCACAAAAAGUUAAAAAAUAUAAAGAGGGAUAUAUAAAUUUUUCAAAUGGAAAAGUAUCACUAUAUACAACAAGUAAACAAUUUUUAGAUUCAAAUUUUAUAGCUAGUAAUACAGUACUAUGUGAAGGUUUUGAUAUAGAAACUGACACUUAUUUAAUAUCACUAGAAUCUUUAAAAACCAAUAGUAACAAUAAUAAUAAUAAUAAUAAUAAUAAUAAUGUAGCUAUUAAUAAAAAUACAUCAAACAAUACUAUUGAUAAACCGUUAUCAUCAGCACCAGUAAAUGAGCCAACUAUUAAAAAAACAAAGAAAAAAGCAUUUUCUGUGCCCUCAAAAACAAAUUUAACCACUACCAAAACAUCUAGUAACAAUAACAAUAACAAUAACAAUAACAAUAACAAUAACAAUAACAAUAACAAUAACAAUAACAAUAACAAUAACAAUAACAAUAACAAUAACAAUAACAAUAACAAUAACAAUAACAAUAACAAUAACAAUAACACCAGUACUAAUAAUAGUGAAGAAUUAAAUAAAAAAGUAAAAAAUAAUUUUUAUGGUAAUAGCGCAAUAAAAAAUAGCAAUGAAAAUAUAGAUGGCUUUAAAAAUAUUAAUAAUAAUGAUAAUACAAGUAAUAAUACAAGUAAUAGUGAUAAUGAUGACUAUGUUCAGCCUACUAUUUCAAGUAAAAAAACAUUUUUUUCAAAAAAGAUUCAGCAACCACCUCAACAAUAUGAAGAACAAAAAAAGGAUUCUCAACCACCUUCGCCACCUCAGCAAUAUAGUUUUAAAAACCAGCCCGAACCACAACAAUUCAAUUUAAUGUCUUCAAGUUACGAAGUAAUCAAAGAAGAGGAUGAUGAUGAGGACGAUAUCGAAGAUAAUGAUGAUCUUUAUUACAAACCUAUGAAUAAUCAAGUACAAUCAAUUGACCAAGGUGAGGAUAUAAGUAGUUUAUUAGAUAUGUACGAUAUAGAAGAUAAUACAAAUGAAAGCUAUAGUAAACAAAAUAAACAAACCAAAGCUGUAUAUCAAGAAAUAAAAUAUUCAAGUAACAAUAGUUACAUAGAUAAUAGUAGUUAUAAAAAUAUAGAUAUUUAUGAAUAUUCACAAAAUAAUAGAAAUAGUAAUAAUAAAAACAAUGAUUUUGAAAAAAGUGAUAGUGAUAUUUACAACAAUAAUAUAAAAAAUGGUAUUAAAAAAAAUAUUUACAAUAAUAAUAAUAAUAAUGAUAGUUAUGAUAAUGAUAAUAAUGAUGAUAAUGAUAAUAAUGAUAAUAAUGAUAAUAAUGAUAAUAAUGAUAAUGAUAAUGAUAAUGAUAAUGGUGAUAAUAAUAAUAAUAAUAAUAAUAAUAAUAAUAAUAAUAAUAAUAAUAAUAUAUAUAAUAAUGAUAAUAAUAAUGAUAAUAAUAAUGAUAAUAUUAAUAAUAAUAUAGAUAGUAUAGAUAAUAUAGAUAGUAAAGAUAAUAUUAUAAAAAAUAAUGAAAGUAUAAAGAAUAAUAAAAAGAGAGAGUUCAACUUAGAAGAUUUUGGUUUAGAUGAUUCAGACUCUUCACAAGAUGAAAUAAUAAAUAGAAAACCAAUAUCGCCAUUAUUACAAAAAAAACAACCUUGCAAUACACAAGAAUUUAAACAAACAACUAAUAAUCAACCAUUACAACAAAAACCACCACAGCCACAGCCAGAACUACAGCAACAACAACAACAAAAGCAAAUACAGCAAGUUUCGAAAAUAAUUUCACCCAGUAUUCAAGAAUGUAAACCAAUAACCCUUAACCAACCUCAACAAACUAAUAUUCCAAAACCAAUUUUAACACUAAAAUCCCCAUCCCCACCAGUAAAAAAGAUCCCACCGCAACCAUCAUUACACUUACAACCAAAAAAAAUUGAAAAUAUAUUACCAGAAAAGAGAAAGAAUGAACAACCAUCAAAAGAAAUUAAUAAAAAAAUGAACAUAGGAAUUUUAGCACAUUUAUCAUCAAUCCCAGCACCAAUAAUUCCAGAUAUACCCUACUCCACUUUUAAAACAACCAACAAUAAAUUAAAUAGAAAUUCUAAUAAUAAUAAUAAUAAUAAUAAAAAUAAAACCAAAUCAAAUAUUGAAUUAAAGAAUGAUUUUAUAAAAUUUAUAGAUAAUAGAACAUUGGCAACAUUGACUAAAGAGGGCAGUGAUUUAUUUUAUAGAAAUUGCGAAAUAAAGGAUUCAUUCAACAGUGUUGAGCAUUAUCAAAAAUCAUUUAUAGAAUCAAUUCACGAAGAUAUUAAUAUCGAAAUUAGAAGAGUAGCAAAAAGUUAUUUUACAGCAUGCAUAAAAUUAAUUAAUGGUGGUCUAAGGAGCAAUGAUAAAAAUAAUCCAAAAUGCAAAAAAGGUCACAAUUUUUCAAGAUUCGUUUCAAAGAACCAAAAUAGUAACAGUUAUGGUAAAGAAUUUUUCAAAUGCAAUAAAGAUGGUUGUGAAGAGUUUUAUUCAGUCGAGCAAUAUUAUAAACAAAAUGGUGGUAGCGAUCCAAAUGGUUCAAACAAUAGUAAUAAUGAAGCAUUGCCAAUAGUAUCUGAUAAUCGUGACUUAAUUUUAAAGAAAGACUUGUUGUCAAGAGAAACCGAAUUUUAUUUCCAAAAGAAUGGCGUUGAAAUUUAUUUAGUCGAAUGUAACUUAAAAAUAAUCGAUAUGGUUACAGGAAAUAGCAAUAGUACUAGUGGCAAUCCUCCAUCUACAUCCCAACAUAAAACUGAAACUCAUUAUUUCUUAAAUUUUAACAAAAGAAAGAAUGCAACAUACGAAAAGGAUGAUAUAUGGAUAAUUUCAACAAGCACAGAUUUCUCGCGUAGCAAUUGUUUUCUAGUUAAAAGUUUAUACUAUGGUCAAGCUAAAUCUGGUGUAAUUAAAGUAGAGGCUCUGGAUGGAUCGACAUUCCCUAAAUCACUUCAAAAAGUAAAUCAAGUUUAUGCAAUUCAUUUAACAGAGUUUGGAAAUGAACUAAGUGUUAUCGAAAAUUUAAAAAACACUGACAACUUGGAGUCUUUACCAGUUAUGCCAUUAAUUUUAAAUCCUCUUAAAUAUAAAAUCUCAAAUGAAACUAUUGAUUUAUUUUCUUUAAAUUUAAAAUAUCAAGAUGGUCUUAAUAUUGCAAACGAUUUUAUUAAUACAUAUCAUUUAAAUUUAGAUCAAAAAUUAGUUUUAUUAAAAUGUUUAACUUGGUUUAAUUUUAAAGAAAGUGUACCAAUAGAUAUUGAAAAACAAAAGAAAAGCUCGUGUAUAUUAGUUCAUGGUGUAUUUGGCAGUGGAAAAUCAACUUUAUUAGUCGUUAUAAUUUUAUUUAUAUUAAAUCUUUGUGAAAAAGGUCAGAAUGAUCAUAUUAAAAUUUUAAUAUCAUCACUAACAAAUAUUGCGGUCGAUAGAAUUCUUUUGGCACUAUUGGAACAGGGUUUCACUGAAUUUAAUCGUGUUGGUAGUGUUAAAAAAAUUGCAAAACCAAUUUUGCUCUAUACAGUUCAUAGUAGCAGUGGUAUCAAUAAUAGCAUAUCAUCGGAUGAAGAAGAUCAAUUUAAGCAACUAAAUCAAAUGAUCCUAUUCAAACCAAAAGGAAGCAGAUCUAGUAGUUUCAAUGAUUGA
Messenger RNA from Dictyostelium purpureum, 3648 nucleotides. RefSeq lists its product as uncharacterized. Lineage: Eukaryota; Evosea; Eumycetozoa; Dictyosteliales; Dictyosteliaceae. The record is from RefSeq and is a predicted model, not a curated record. The coding region runs from base 1 to 3648 and encodes 1215 amino acids. The transcript has 3 exons.